Achroia grisella is the source of this 5752-nucleotide messenger RNA. RefSeq names its product PAX-interacting protein 1 (gene Ptip). Gene Ontology annotation, cellular component: MLL3/4 complex. The transcript is spliced from 16 exons. The record is from RefSeq and is a predicted model, not a curated record. NCBI's taxonomy places the organism in Eukaryota, Metazoa, Arthropoda, Insecta, Lepidoptera, Pyralidae. The coding region runs from base 112 to 5205 and encodes 1697 amino acids.
UGGACGUCUGUGUAUAAUAUUUCGGCAUCGGCGAUUUAUUAAAAUAUUUCAUCUAUAAUGUGUAUUUAUUUAGUCUACAACUUAUUUUUUUAACUUUUUGUGAAAUAGAAAAUGGUAACGAUUGUUGACGAUUUGGAUUCAUUAUCUUUGAACGAGCAAAUAUUUAAAGAUGUUAAAUAUUACUUGUCUGGCGAUGUGUCCGAAAGGAUUAUGCUGCUUCUCCAGUCGGGCGGCGCUGAGAACACAAAAUACUUUUCUGACUAUGUCACGCAUCUAAUUUGUGGUCAGAAUGCCGCUGAUACGGACCUCGAUGAUGCACAGGACAUCUAUCAAAUCCCUGCUGUGACUGAAAACUGGGUCCUCGCUUGCAUUCGGUUGAAGAAAUUAGCCAACCACAAGCCAUACAAUCCAAUAAGAAAUAAGAUUUUUUCAAAUGUUGUUGCUUGUGUGUCUAAAGUGAGUGCAGCUGACUGUAAGGCGUUAUUCGCUCUAAUUACAUAUCAUGGUGGAAAAGUAAAAUUGCAAUUAGACAGUCAGUGCUCACACCUGAUUUGUGGUUCAGCAUCUGGGAAGAAAUAUCAAACAGCUCUUACAUUUUCUAGUUCGAAAAUUAAAAUAGUGACACCCGAUUGGGUGCUGGAGAGUUUAAGAGCUAGGAUACAAGCCGUAGCUGAAGUGUUUCAUCCAAAAUUGCUUAUCAUACCACAGCCUCCUCCAAAGCCAAUGGAUCGAAUCAGUGCCAUUACUGGAUUUGAUUUUGAAGAAGGUAUAGCAAAAAACGAAGUUCCAACCCAGAAUAUGGCAGAAAACAAAGAUGAUAGCACACAAGCUCUGCUAGAUAAACUGAAACAGAGAAUGCCCUGGAAUCAUCCUCCAUCAACUGCAAACUCAUCGUCUAUAGCAACUUCUACUGUUAACUCAUUAGGCUAUACAAGUACUACAUUGCCUACAUCUAGUAUUAUGAGUAAAACAAUACCUCAGGGCAUUGUCACACAAAAUUUACAAAUACAACAGCCAAGUAGUCAGCCAAAUGCACAAUUAAUGCAAAAGUUUGGACAGAAUACAAUUGUCUCACAAUCUCCUAUUAAUGUGCAGAGCCAACAGAUAAGCUUACAGCAACAACAACCACAGUAUAGCCAGGGCCAACAACAGCCUCAACAGCAGCAGCCGCAUGGUUUAACUGCUAUUCAAAUCCAACAGCAGAAAAUGCUUCAACAACAUCAACUUAAAAUGCAAAUGUUGCAACAACACCAACAACAGAAUAAAAUUGGUAACCAGCCGAGCCAACAGGGAUUUCCACAGCCCAAUGUCUCUGUGUCUCAAAUUAACCAGGGCUUGUCUGGACAAAUUCAACAUAUACAGGGCACCCAACAUCAUAUUCAGCAGAAUGUACAGACUCCUAAUACAUCCAUGAGUUCAGCUCAACAACAAAUUGAAAAUAUAAGCCAAAUGCUUAGUCAAAGUGCUAAUAGUAUUCAACAACAACAGUUAAAUCAGCAGAAUUUAGCCAUGAAACAGAACUUAAGCUUAAGUCAGCAAACUGCAUCACAAGCAGUUCAGAAUAUUGCACAACAGUUGGCACAAUCAACUCAAAGUUUCCAAAAUGCAAAGCUGAAUCAAAAUAUGGCACAAGGUCAAGUGAUCACGCAACAAUUGAUAGGGUCUGGACAACAACUGUCAAAUCAAAAUCCAAACUUGAUACAACAACAGACAGUCCAAUCCCUAACUAACCAACAACAAAAUAUAAAUAUGGGUGUUGUGAAUCAACAAGGACAUGUCACAUCAUCUCAGGGUCAGCAAGGACAAAGUGUACAACUCAAUCAACUUGUAGGUAAUUCUGGACAACAAACUGUUAUUGGACAACAAAUACAAUCUGUCCAACAAACCAUUCAGGGCCAGCAGAGUACUAAUGUGCCAGUGCAAGGAACAUGGCGACAACAAAACAUACAGAUGGUUCAAAAUAUCCAAGGCCAACAUCAAAUUAUCAGAAGUCCAAUGGUACAGUCUCGGAAUCCACAAAACCAAGUUAUACUUCAACAGCAAAUCAUGCAAACUCAGCAGCAAGCCUUGAUUAACAAUCAGCAACCGCAGUUGAGUCCACAGCAUACUAUCCAACAAACUUCUCAACAAAUUCUCCAACAAUCUAUUGGGUCGCAGGGUCAACCUAUAGGUCAAACUCAUCAUCAAAUAUUGGUUCAAAAGCAACAGUUACUAAAUAGUUCAGGACAACAACAAAUAGUUCAAGCUCCUCAGCAGGUGUUAAUAAAUCAACACACAGGCCAACAGCAAAUAUUGGUACAUGGUAACCAACAGGUGACUUUGCAAAGUGGUCAACAAAUUGUAUCUCAAAGUCAAAUAGUUCACCAAGGAGGUCAAAUUGUAAACCAAGGUGGACAGCAAAUCAUUACUCAGGGCAACCAGCAGGUAUUGUCACAAGGAGGCCAACAUGUUAUCACACAGCAGGGCCAACAGCAUCAAGUUGUAAUAGCUCAAUCAUCCCAGCAAAUUGUGACUCAAUCAGGGCAACAGAUAAUUGGCCAACAAGUUGGGCAAACACAGCAAGUUUUGUCUCAGCUCCCCCAGUCUCCUCAGGCUGGGUCACAGUUGACAUCUGGUGGUGGCAUUCAGCAAAUUAUCACCCAUGGUGGUGGUCAACAGAUAGUGUCUCCUGGAGGCCAGCAGAUAGUGCAGGGUGGGCAAAAUGUUUCAUGGCAACAGCAACAAUAUUUGCAACAGAGACAACAAAUUGCACAGCCGGGUGGUGUUGGGCCUAGGGUGUCAUGGACGGCGGGCGGCGGAGGCAGACAACUAAUUCACCUGGAUGCGCAAACUCACGCACAGCUACAACAGAUGGACCCUAAACAACGAGCUAUGUUCGUCGCACAACUGCAGAAAAGGCGUCAGCUCAGUAUGCAGCGUGCAGCGGCGCUGGCACAACAACAGCAGCCAGGUGUAGUGACAGGCUCUCCGGGUGCUCCGACGCCGGCUGGGGCUCCUCAGAGUGUCACCUUCAUACGCAGUCAGCUGCCCGCAGGCCUCACACAGCAACAACAGGUACAAUGGCUACAGCAGCAAGGAGCUCGAGCGGCUACGAUACCGGCACCGGCGCCUGCGCAACCACCACAGUCACCUGUGGGCGGAGCUCCCGUGGCUAGUCCGGUGGGCGCGGGAGGUGCGGUGCAAGCAGCUGGUGCAGGCGGCGCCGCCAUAGACUCGCAGGUGCAGCAGUUGCAGUUGCACCGACAGAACCAGUAUCGACUGCAACAGUUGCAGGCGCAAAGGGAUCUAUUCGCGCAGCGCGAACACAUCGCGCAUCAUCACGCCGCGGUGAAGCAGGUCCAGGUGGGUGUAGGAGUCGGCGUAGCGCCGCAGUUAGUGGCGGCCGUACUUCCCGAAGCCGCACAGGAAUCCGCUGGUGAAUUACACCAAGGAGCAAACAGCGCGUUGGUGGUUAAUCCGAAGACGAAAACAGCUCUUGCGAAUAUGUUGAAUAUUCGUCUUCAGGGCGGCACUCCUGCGCAGGAGCACGAACCUUCCGCAGCUGGCACUCUCAGGCUGAUGACUGCCGCCCACGCCGUGAGAGCACCGGCGAGACUGCUGCUCGGUCCUCAACAUCAUCCUCAUCAACAGGCGGGCGGCGUGAGCACAGGCGGGCCUGUGGGCGUGGGGGCCGGCGUGGUCGGCAACAAGGUGUACGCGGGCGCCGUCCGCCCGCCGCCGCCGCGAGCGCAGUUCUACGGCCACAAUCCUAAUCUCAAACUACCGCCAGACCUCUUCUUGCUUGGAUGCGUCUUUCAUAUCGUGGAGUACCAGCAGUCAUGGGGCGCGGAGCGCGUGUCGCGGUGGGCCGACGCCAUCCUGCGGCGCGGCGGCGAGGUCGAGGGCAGCUACUGCGCGCGCGUCACGCACGUGCUCUGCGAGACCCAGAAGCAUGGCGUCGUCAUGCAGGCGCUGCGCGACGCGAAGCGGUGCGUGACUGCGUACUGGCUGUCGGACGCGAUGGUGCGGCGCAAUGUGGCGCCGCCGUGGCAGGCGCUGCACCUGCCCGCCAUGUACGGCGCGCGCGAGCGGCCCGCGCGACACCACCGCGCCGCGCUCUCCGGCUGGCGCGGCGACGACCGCGUGCGGCUCGCCUGCUGCGUGCGGCACGUGGGCGCGCAGCUGACGCCGUACCUGACGCGCGACAACACGGUGGUGGUGUGUCGCCGCGCGGAGGGCGCCAAGUACCGGCGCGCGCGCGAGUGGGGCGUGCCCGUGGUCACGGCCGCCUGGCUCACCGACCUGCUGCUCGGGAACAUGAGCGCGCUGCCACAGAUCGAAAAUGCCAGAUAUCAACAAUUCAACUUGUCCAGUCCAUUCAGAAUGGACUACAGCUUGGUGUCACAUUUAAUGAACGGCUGGAAAAUGCCAAUCAACAUAACGCAAGAGUCAAACGAGCGCGCGAAGCGAAGCGCUGCUGCGGCCGGACUCGCCCCGCGCCGCGCCAAGAAGCCGCGACUGGAGCCCCCGCCCGCGCCCCCCGCGCCCCCCGCCUCGCCCGCCGUGGCCGGCGCCGCGCCGCCGCCGCUGCAGCUGGCGCCGCGCGUGCUGUUCUCCGCGGUGAGCGCCGCCGACCACGAGCGGCUGGCGACCAUAGUCAGACAACUCGGCGGUUCCGUAGUCACAUCACCAACCGAAGCCACCCAUUUAGUUAUGGAGAAACUCGUUCGGACUUGCAAAUUAGUGAGCUGUCUCGUCACCGUCAAGCAUCUGAUAUCUACCGAAUGGGUCCUAGAGAGUCAGAGGAUAAACAAAUUCGCCGACGAAGCUAAACACGAGUUGAGAGACGAAGCAUUCAACAAGAUGUUCAAAUGCGACAUUUCUGAAGUGUUACUUUGUGGUGAACAAAGGAAAAGACUCCUCGAAGGUGUUACGUUCUUCUUAACGCCAUGUGUGAAGCCCUCGAGAGCAGCGCUGAUAGAAAUGAUCGAGCUCUGCGGAGGCAAAGUUGAAAAGAACCGGCGUUCCUAUGUCUCUAUUCAAGAGAUGCACAAUCAAAAACCCUUCAGUUAUCUAGUUCUCACUGUGCCAAAUGACUUGCAUCUAGUGUAUUACCUGCUCCAAUCAGAGAAGACGUUAAACGUAGUGUGCAGCACAGAAGUCGUGCUAUCUGCUAUAAUGAGACAAAAACUGGAAGUCGAAGACUUUUUGGUUAAAAUAGAUUAGAUAUAUAGUACCAUAGUGUUCUAUUUUCCAUGUUAUGAACGUUUUAUUUACAUUGAAGUUAGUUUUACUGUCAGAACAAAUAAUGUAUUAUUUCAAUUGUUCUUGAACACAAGCAAGACAAUACUGCAAUCAUAAAAUGUGAGGACCAUUCAAUGCCUUUCCUUGAAUCAUGUAUUAAAAAGUGCCUAACUAGGUAGUCGGAAAUUGAAUGUUGAAUAACAGUUAUAUGGAUAAUAUCUAUUCAUUUUAAAUGCGGUAGGAAAAGGCAAUUAUUUUUUUACUCAAACCAUUUCACGUGUCAGUCCGGAUGGAUUCUCAAUUUCCACUGGGAUUCUAGUACAUAGUAGCUUAUCUCAUGUACAAAUUAUAUUUAUUCAAUCUCAUUCCCUUGUAGUAUUCCCUAAGAUAGUUCAUUGAUGUGACUUAUACUAAAUAAGAGGUCGUACCUCAAGAUCUUUUUAAUGCAUUUAAGAGUAAAGUCCACAGGGCUAAUUGUAUUUUACCUUUUUAACUUUUCUUUUCGAAUCGGUCAGUUUUUCACGACCAU